AUGACUCUGAAUUGUCCAGAAUCAGUUUGUUUAGGUGCAGAAUGCAGUUUCGGUAUCAUCGCUGAUGUCCAGUAUGGCGACUUAGAAGAAAGGUACAACUUCCAUAAAACACGACUAAGAAAUUACAGGAAAUCUCUUGGUAAACUCGAACGAGCGGUUACCAACUGGACAAUCAAGGGAGUGGAUUGUGUUCUUCAACUCGGUGACAUCAUAGAUGGAUUGAACACAGUACACAACGCUUCCGGAAGUGCACUUGCAUCAGUUAUUGAUAUUUUAAAUCUAUUUCCGGGUCCAAUUUACCACACGUGGGGAAACCAUGAAUUGUACAACUUCACACAGGAGGAGCUUAAAAGAUCCCUUUUGUUCAGUGGUAACAUGCCACAGUGCGCAUGCCCAGAUGGAAAGACGUAUUAUUCGUUCAACAUUCACAGGAAGCUGAAAGUUGUGGUACUGAAUUGUUAUGAAAUAAGUAUGUUGGGUCUACCAAAAGACUCCGCAGAAUACAAAGAGGCCUAUGAACUGAUCUCAAAAAAUAAUCCAAAUGAGAGUUUGAACAAUCCAGAUGGAUUGCAGGGAUCAAAUCGUCGGUUUGUCAAAUUUAAUGGAAUGGUGUCAAAUUCCCAACUGAAAUGGUUGAAAGAAAUUUUACAAAAGGCUGAAGAAGAUCAGGAAAACGUCAUCAUAAUGGGUCAUGUUCCGAUUUGUGAGAAGAGUACAAACAACAUGUUUCUAUGCUUAAACUACGCAGAAAUCAUGGCAGCAAUAGCUACAUACAGCGCGUGUGUACUCUGCUACUUCGCCGGUCAUUACCACGAGGGCGGAAGUUACGUGGACAGUUCCGGUAUACUACACGUAACAUUUGCCGGAGUUAUAGAAAGUGAAGAUAUGGAUGCUAAUGCAACAGCCUACCUCUACAGUGACCGAUUAGUCAUAAAGGGCAUGGGAAGUUACUCAUCCCACGAAGCAAAACUCAAGUUUCCAAUCAGCUAG
This is a messenger RNA of Ylistrum balloti, 990 nucleotides long. Its product is annotated as manganese-dependent ADP-ribose/CDP-alcohol diphosphatase-like. Gene Ontology annotation, molecular function: manganese ion binding; 2',3'-cyclic-nucleotide 2'-phosphodiesterase activity; CDP-glycerol diphosphatase activity. The record is from RefSeq and is a predicted model, not a curated record. Lineage: Eukaryota; Metazoa; Mollusca; Bivalvia; Pectinida; Pectinidae. The transcript has 2 exons. Bases 1 to 990 code for a protein of 329 amino acids.